This is a messenger RNA of Echinostoma caproni, 621 nucleotides long. NCBI's taxonomy places the organism in Eukaryota, Metazoa, Platyhelminthes, Trematoda, Plagiorchiida, Echinostomatidae. The record is from the annotation of a GenBank genome assembly.
GCUCGGCCAUUAGAAAACAAUAUGGUCUUCGAAAAAUGCGAGGAAUUCUGGAACAUAGUGCGAGAGAAUAAAAGUUAUAUGGGCGGGUGCUGGGCUAACGUAGACGGAAUGCAGGCACGUAAUCAGGUAUAUAAAGACAUACAGCUGUUUCAUUUUUCAGACAUUGAAGAGCGGGUCGAUAUUGGACAUCAUAUCAAGCAAAUUAUCGUUCGAGUUCGGGAAACUCGUUUGACGGUGAUUAUCUCUCAUUUAAUGAUUGGAUUUUCCCUGUUCAUGGUCCCUGUCCCGUUGAAAUACAUCCCGCCGGCGGUGCUCAACGGACUGUUUGUAUACAUGGCUGUGACAGCAGUCUAUGACAAUCAGCUAUUCGAACGGAUUUUACUAUUCUUCACAGAACAGUCCGCCUAUCCGCCAUCUCAUUAUCUCCGUCGUGUUCCCCAACGUAAAGUCCAUCUGUUUACCAUCACGCAACUGAUUCAGUUGGGUUUGCUUUGCGCCAUCGGUUUUGCCCCGAGCCCGUAUGUGGAACUGGCUUUCCCGCUGCUACUUGUGUUGCAAAUUUUUACCCUAGACGAUUGUUUCUUGCUGUUUAUUAAUUCAAACCAGUUGAAGUCAAUUUGA